Molecule: messenger RNA, 438 nt
Organism: Microthlaspi erraticum
Lineage: Eukaryota; Viridiplantae; Streptophyta; Magnoliopsida; Brassicales; Brassicaceae
Source: the annotation of a GenBank genome assembly
AUGUUCGCCGAAUCUGUGAUUGGAUUCUCUCAGUUGAUCGCCGAAUCCGUCGUUAUCGCCUCCGUCGUCGUCUUCACUCUCCGUCUCUGCCUUAGAUUCGUUUACUUCCUCGCCAGCCGUCCAUGGCGUCGGUACCGUACAUUCACGGUUUGCCGCCGGAGAUGGGGGAAGAGAACGGCGGAGGAAGACCAUUCACCGCCGUACUGUGCGGUUUGUCUCCAGGACGCAGCGGAGGGAGAGAAGAUGAGGCGGUUAACGGCGUGCAGCCACUGUUUCCACGCCGAUUGCAUAGACCCGUGGCUUGAGAAACGGUCCACGUGUCCUCUGUGCAGAGCUGAAGUCCCGCCGGUGCCGUCGGGAAAUCCUCUGUUAGCGUUAAUUUUUCCUCCCGGCGUGAUCGAGUUGUUCACCAAAGGAACCUUCGUAUCCGAUGCUUAG